Molecule: messenger RNA, 4371 nt
Organism: Danaus chrysippus (African queen)
Lineage: Eukaryota; Metazoa; Arthropoda; Insecta; Lepidoptera; Nymphalidae
Source: the annotation of a GenBank genome assembly
AUGAAAGAGAUAAACAGUUAUGGAUUUAACAUGGCGGACGAAACGCGUAAAGUGCGAGUAGAAGAAAGAUUGAAAAUUAAGAUUGGUAUCGUAUGUGUAAAAGAACUCUUUGGUGUCAAGAACGGCUGUAUAGAUAGGCCUUCGAUUCAUAUGGUAUAUACGAAAUAUUAUGUUAUAGGUGAAGCUAAGAAUCUACCAGCUCGCAACAAUGGCGCCGCCUCCCACCGAGAUAUAUACUGCGUGCUGUCACUCGACCAAGAAGAGAUAUUCCGAACAUCCACAAUGGAAAGAACACUUGACCCAUUUUUCGGUGAGGAAUUCCAGUUCGAAGUGCCGCGAAGAUUCAGAUACCUUUCCAUAUACGUGUUCGAUCGCGACAAACAUCUCAAGCAGGACAAGGUGCUCGGGAAGGUCGCCAUCAAACGGGAGGAUCUCCAGAGGUACAACAAUAAAGACCACUGGUUCGCCUUGCGGCCAGUGGACGCGGAUUCCGAGGUGCAAGGGAAGGCAUAUAUCGAACUCACACUCGAAGACUCCAGGAAACGACUGCGCAUGGACCCCAAGCCACCGGACUUGGACCCCGCGGACAACGGCUCGACGAAGACGAAAGCCAAUAAUUUAACUAGAUUAUCAGAAUAUUGUAAAGAGAGCAUCAGAUUCGGUUCGGGUUCGAGCACGAACAGGAAGAAUCUGCUGAGUCCGGUGUCGACGGAACCUUCGCUGGCUCUGUCGCGAUCGGAGAGUCUGAAGGAUCGAGCUCAGUGGGCAGUGAGGACGAAACCGCCCAUGCACGCUAUGUCCGAGUCGGACACAUCGCCCACGCCCACCGCCGCCGACUACUGGUCGGACCCCGAGAGGCACUGCGCCGCGAGAGUCGGCCCUGACACUCUACGGCUAAGGGUGCUGGAGUGCUCUGAACUCACGACCAAGAACGGCCAAUGUGACCCCUUCGCUCUCGUCACGCUACUGUACUCGAACGGCCGGAGAGUCGAGAGGCGAACUAAACCCAAGAAGAAAACCGUCAACCCUCAAUUUGAUGAAAUCUUCUGUUUUGAUCUCGUAAUGGAAGCUGAUCCGAAGGACAAGGAUGGCUCACAAACGGCCGGGGUAGCUUGUGAAGCGAGAGUGUCUGUUUGGCAUGAUGGAACAACACCAGUAUUUCUAGGCGAAGUUAGGUUGCAGUUACGGCAGCCGGCGCCAUCACCUCUAUGUGCCUGGUACUUCCUAACGUCUCGUGCGGGCGGAGCCCUAUCCCGCGGCGCGACGCCCCCCGGGACCCGCCUGUCCGCCGCGGGGAGCCCUACUCUGGGUUCGCUGCGGCUGCUGCUCCAGUACACCGUGGAUCACGUGUUCCCAUUACACCACUACACUCAGCUCGAGGAACUGUUCCUCAGGAGCGUGCAUCAGAAGCCCAUAACGACAUCAGCCGUGUACAUCCUGGGUGAGAUCGUGUCCAGUAAGACGGACGCCGCGCAGCCUCUGGUGCGGCUGUUCACUCAUCACGACCUCAUAGUGCCCAUCGUUAAAGAACUCGCUGACGCUGAGAUAUCAGUACUCACAGACGCGACGACUAUAUUCCGCGGGAACACCCUCGUUUCCAAGAUGAUGGAUGAAGCGAUGCGUCUCACGGGCGCGUCCUACCUGCGCGGCGUGCUGCGACCCACGCUGGCCGCUGUGCUCGCUGAGAAGAAACCUUGCGAAAUAGACCCCGCCAGGGUCAAGCCCGCCGCCGCUGUAGCCACCAACCUCGCAAACCUCAAGGAUUACGUAGAACGGGUGUUCUCGGCUAUCACGGAGUCGUACGCGCAAUGCCCCGCGGGCAUGUGUCGUCUGUUCGACGCUCUCAGACAGUGCGCCGCGCGUCACUUCCCGGCCAACGCGGAGGUCCGCUACUCGGUCGUCUCCGGGUUCAUAUUCCUGAGGUUCUUCGCCCCAGCUAUACUUGGACCCAAGCUGUUCGAUCUCACCACUGAACAAAUUGAUCCCCAAACAAACCGCACGCUAACCCUGAUCUCCAAGACGAUCCAGUCCCUCGGGAACCUGGUGAGCAGUCGCUCGGCCCAGCAGGUGUGUAAGGAGGAGUACAUGGCGGAACUGUACCGCAGCUUCUGUACUACAAGACAUGUACAGGCUAUAAAGCAGUUCCUCGAGAUAAUCUCAACGAGCUCUGACACACAGAACAAUAACGUCCAGGAGACGCCAGUUCUACUCAAAGAGGGUUAUGGUACGAUGAUCAAGCGGUCGGAGGGCGUGCGGGCGGGGGCGGGUUCCCCGCGGAGACGGUGGGCGCGCUCCGCACACCCGCACUGUAAACGGAGGCACUUCAGGCUAACCAGCGGUGAACUAUCGUGGUCCCGUUGCGGCGCUCGUUCCGGUGCCCACCGCCUGGCUCUGUCCGGUGUACUGAGCGUGUCGCCCGUGGACUGCCCGCCGGCCGGGGCGCCGCUGGACGCUAAUAACAUCUUCCAGAUAGUGCACCGCGAGCGUGUGUUGUUCGUGCAGGCGAGUAACUGUGUGGAGCGUGCUGAGUGGCUCAGGCUACUAUCGGCGCUGUGUCGACACUCACCCACCACACACCAUCGAGGGUACUACGGAGACAACCGGUGGACGUGUUGUGGUCGUACCGAAGCGGACGCUGAGGGUUGUGGCAGCGGCAGCGCUGCUCUAGCGCUGAGGUUAGACCCGGCGAGAGAUCUACAGCGGCUGCACGCUCUGCUUGUGGCUCACGUGCAGCGGCUGGAAGAGCGACUACAUCGACCACCAGACGACACGAGUCCCGAGGAGCGGGAGGCAGAGGCGGCGACGUUACGGGAGCUGGAGAAGAUAAUGUUUGACCUUGAACACCGACACUGUAUAUAUAGACGAUCAUUGGCCAGGGAGACCAAGUAUGGGAGCAAACAAGCUCCAAUCGGAGAUGACAAUUAUCUUCACCUCGCCGGAGCGGCUGGGAGCGUGGACAGUGGAUCAUUUUUCUUCCGAACGUGGAGAGGCGACUCGUCCCCUACCAUCGACCUCGAUGGAAAGACGCUCCCGCUACAAUCAUCACACGACAUCUGCUCCAGUACUGAGUCCUUAAAACUGGCUCGGCACGGCGACGAACGAUCUUCGGGCAAGUCGAAUAAAUCUACCGGCAGCGGGUACCUCACUAUGUCGUGUAUCAAACACGAGCCUUCUGAAGAUAGCGACGCCUCCAACGACAGGCCCACACGACCGCCCAAGCCCGCGCGACUGUCCCCCUUCCGCGCGCCCCUCGCCUGUCCCCCCGCCCCUCUCUCUGAGUACGUCGACGUCGAGCUGAAGCCCCCCGCGCGGAGGCCGAAGCCCGAGCCCACGCCGCCCAGGAGACCCGACCACGAUGUAUCGAACCGCUGCAAGGAAUACGAACUGAUGGCCAACUUCAUGAGCCACUCCCACACGUCGGACGACGACGCGCCGCCGGCCGUCCCGCCGCGUGGACAGACGAUAUCUCGAGUGCGUUUGCAGCCCAAACCCACUGACAUAGAUGUCACGAAGUCGGACGAACACGUCACCUUCCGGCAGAAACCGGCGAGCGGCUCCACGGCCAGCCUGCCGCGAGCCUCGCCCGCGGAGGAAAGGAAUCUCUCGGACGGAGAGGACGGGCGGCCACCCAGCAAGAUAGACACGCUCUCCAACGACGACAGCCUGCUCGACGAGCUGCAGCGGGACACUUACUGUGUAUUGAAGGUGUGCGAGGACGAGCCGCCCGCCGACGAUGACUACCAGAACGAUAGGACCGAGGAGGCGCCAGCGGGCAAGGACAAGGAGGACUACGGCAUGUUCUCGAGGAUCAGUCUGCAGAGGAAAUCGAACCCUAUCAAAACACAGCCGAGCUCCAUGAAGCCGCUGAAGACUUCCAACUCCACGUCGAACGUCCAGGACGCGGGCACACAUUCCUCCAGGCCGCUCACCGAACGAUUGACGCCGUUUUUUCUGAAGAAGAAGCCGAAACCGUCGGAGGAGGCGAGUAAGCCGCGGAAGGAGGACAAUCUGAUCGGUCGCUUGACGCCGCGGUUCGGCCAGUCGCGGCUGUACGGGCGCGGACAGUCGCUGGAGCUGGCGCCGGACCCUCGGCCGCGCCGCAUCGAGCGGUCCGCCACCACCGUCACCAUCCCCACCAGGCCCAUCAAUUCCUCCAUAGUGGCCAACCUCAAGUUUCUGACGCUGCAUCGUUACGGAGCGACGGACGAGGUGCAGUGCCACGCGUUCGUCCGCAGCGGAGAGGAACCCGCCGCCGGCGUGGGCGGUGUGGGCGGCGUGAGUGACGUGAGCGCGCCCACGGAAUCUGAAGACGAUUCGUGGCGCCGCGUCGGCGGACCGCUCCUGACCGCCACCAGCGACAUCCGCCUCUAG